AUGGGCUCCGGCUCAUCCCCACCUCUUGGACCAAAGCCCUAUUCUGCCCUCCCAUCUCAUCUUUUGAAUGGCAGUUCACCAUUACAUUCUUCAACCGCAACGAGCAACAGUGCUCGCGAGCGCGAAAGCUUGAAUUCGUCUAUCCGCUCGUCGUUCCGCGGAGCCGUCAGCUAUGAGUCAGCCGACGCACAUGCUGAACAUGAGCCCACCGAGGCCGAUAAGCUAGGACCCGUGAGCCCGCCUUCGCUCGUCAGUCGCCCGGCCAGUCCGUAUACCCUGGUACCGCCAAUUGAUUUUGAUGGCUUGAGCUGGCCUUGCCCCGGCACCAAAGAACGACUGGAGGAAACUCCUGAACAAAAUGCAGAGCGAGUGAAGAAACUAGCAGGAGCUGUCAAGACUAUCUUGGAGUGUGUGGGCGAGGACCCAGAACGAGAAGGUCUUCUCGGAACACCAGAACGCUAUGCUCGUGCCAUGCUUUGGUUUACAAAGGGCUAUAUGGAGAACGUCCGAGACUUGGUGAAUAACGCUACCUUCAUGGAGGAUCAUGAUGAAUUGGUCAUUGUGAAGGAUAUUGAGGUCUUCUCGCUGUGCGAGCAUCACAUGGUUCCUUUUACAGGAAAGAUUCAUAUCGGCUACAUUCCAGACCGCCGAGUGCUCGGUCUCUCGAAAUUGGCCCGUCUGGCCGAAAUGUUCUCGCGUCGCUUGCAAGUGCAAGAACGUCUCACGAAACAAAUCGCCUUGGCCAUCAAGGAAGUGUUGAAUCCACGAGGUGUCGGUGUUGUCAUGGAAUCAUCUCAUCUCUGCAUGGUAAUGCGUGGUGUCCAAAAGACCACCAGUACGACCACAACAAGUUGUAUGUUAGGCUGCAUGCGCACGAGUGCGAAAACUCGCGAGGAGUUCUUGACACUUCUCAACCGCAGAUAA
Messenger RNA from Talaromyces marneffei, 924 nucleotides. RefSeq lists its product as uncharacterized. Gene Ontology annotation, biological process: tetrahydrofolate biosynthetic process; tetrahydrobiopterin biosynthetic process. The record is from RefSeq and is a predicted model, not a curated record. Gene Ontology annotation, cellular component: cytoplasm. Lineage: Eukaryota; Fungi; Ascomycota; Eurotiomycetes; Eurotiales; Trichocomaceae. The transcript is spliced from 3 exons. Gene Ontology annotation, molecular function: GTP binding; GTP cyclohydrolase I activity; zinc ion binding. Bases 1 to 924 code for a protein of 307 amino acids.